CUCUCUCUCUCUCUCUCUAGGGUUAAAACAAGAAGUGGCUGCUCCUGUCAUUCUCUCCAAACUGUAAAGAGUACCCAACGCGGUACUUCUUCGUCUUGUUCUUGCCGCAAGAACAGUAUCCUAGUUCUCUCUCUCUCUCUCUCUCUAGAAGCAUACGCGCUUCUCCCGACGCAAAGCAAAAGUAUAUUCAUCGAGAUUCAGUUCCAUCCUAUAUACCCUUUCUUUCUCUCUCCAGAAAGCUGACGCUGUAUAGGCCAUGAAUUGAAUUGACGGGGGGAGAGGGAGAGAGAGAGAUGACCAAGAUGGAACGGGGGAGCAACUCAGCAUCAUCGUCGCCGCCGCUGGAAUCGCCGUCGUCGAGGGGCCUGGCCACCGUGCUGUCCAUCGAGUGCCUGAAGGGCAGCUCCAAGGCGGACGAGUGGACGGGGGACAUGCUCCAGACCGGGGACAUCGUGGAGGAGCUCCGGAUCGGGGGCUCGGUGCAGAUCCGGUCGCCGUUCAAGAACGGCAAGAGCGGCAUCCAGAAGGUGCUCCACUCCUCCUUCAAGAGCAAGGACACCUUCAUCCUCGUCCGGGUCCGGCGCGGGUUCGACGAGUUCGCCGAGCUGCAGGCCUGCAUCGUCCCCAACGAGACCGCCGGCAAGAAGCAGUACAUGCUGAGGUCGAUCGAGGACCCCAACUACGCCGUCGGGUUCUGCGACCGCAGCGAGGCCGAGUGCCUCCACUUGCAAGCUUCAAGGGGUACGAGGAUGGUAAGUGCACUGUCUAGAACCCAGCUUCAAGAUGGAUAUGUUUCCUACCGAUGGGACCGCAAAAUGCACGAGUUGCUUUCAGUUCCCAAUUCAAGCUGCUUUCUCUCCAUACUUCUCCUUCCAAAAGUCUCUGAUCGGGUUGCAUCUCGUUACAAUGACCUGGAAGACACCCUUGCAAGAGCAAAUGUGUGGCUCAACGCGUCCCAGCACUCUGGCGUGCCGAUUGUCUUCAUGAACAUACAGACUGAAUCCCUGCUCACUAAGAUAUCUGGAGAGACGGCUUCUUCCACUGUAAAUGCUAGCUCAUUGUCUGACCUAUCCAAUCUCGCCACUGCUAGUCUAUAUGGUUUUGAGGACUAUCAUGGGGUUGACAUUGGUGUCGUGAGGGCAGUUCGUCUCUGGUUUGCUCCUCUAGGAGGAGAGUUUCCGAUAGAGAUUAAACUACAGGAAGGUGACACAAAACUUGGUUUCGCCAUAAGCCGAACAGAGGAGGGGUUCAUCUAUAUAUCAACAGUCAUAGAUGAUGAUGAAAGUGCACCCUCAACCCGGUCAGGGCUUAGCAAUCUGUACCGUGAGGCGACUAGCUCAUCCAGGCUUCUUGUCAUCUCAAGAGUAUCGAACCAGAAAGUCCUCCCUUGGAUUGUCUCAUCAACUGGGGCAGUCCGAUGCUAUGACACGGUCUCUCUGAGCCAGAAGCUUUCCUUACACCGCCAUGCCAAGGUGCCCAUCCUCGUGCACGUCUUCCUAUGGGACCGCUCGCUCUUCCCCAUGAGUGGAGGCAGCUCAAGGUUCAGGAUGGCCCACUCGCCACCUGCCAUGGCCUUAGGACCCGAAGCACACAUAUCGCGGCAACCCCAUGUGAACCAAGUGCAGCCUCUGCCUCUCGAGAUAUCAGAUGACGACAUUGUGAUCCACAACAACCCACAGUACAGGAUCGAGCGAGAUACAGCUGGCGAGGCAUCCUUUAGGUUCCAUGAUUUUGCUCUUCCUAAUAAUUGGGUCUGAGAAAUAUGGCUCCGCACUUGAUCCCAGUUCUUCUUUAUGAUGUGUAUAUAGGUAGAGGAUCCCCAUGUACGAUCUUUUUCAACAAAUUUGAAGAGAAGAGGGCAAAAAACUUUCACUGUCCCAAGCAUACAAACCAUCAGUUGAUGUCCUAUGUAUUGAUGUUUGAAUUAUCUGAUAAAGGAAAUUGGACUUUCCCCAAUCCUACAGUUUUCCUU
Messenger RNA from Eucalyptus grandis, 1972 nucleotides. RefSeq lists its product as uncharacterized. The record is from RefSeq and is a predicted model, not a curated record. Bases 294 to 1757 code for a protein of 487 amino acids. NCBI's taxonomy places the organism in Eukaryota, Viridiplantae, Streptophyta, Magnoliopsida, Myrtales, Myrtaceae. The transcript is spliced from 4 exons.